This is a messenger RNA of Musa acuminata subsp. malaccensis (wild Malaysian banana), 3310 nucleotides long. RefSeq lists its product as uncharacterized. NCBI's taxonomy places the organism in Eukaryota, Viridiplantae, Streptophyta, Magnoliopsida, Zingiberales, Musaceae. The record is from RefSeq and is a predicted model, not a curated record.
CUUCAAACACAUCUCUUCAUCGGGAGAAGUGAAAUGAGAGAUCAACGCAUCAGUUGUCUCCACAAUCCGCUUGCGGUCCGCUUCGCUUCAUUUAUGUCCGACAUCUCCUCGGCCGCAGCAUCUGCCGGAGUUUGAGGCCCGUCAGCACGGCCGUCUCUUCUCCUCUUUCCGUUUCCAGGUCGGAGAUCAAGAAUCAUAGCUAAACUGGAGAUGGAAGAAGUGUGCAGAAAAUUGGAGGACUUGAGGUCUGAAAUGGAGACCCUCAGAGAAGAAUACCGGGCCAAGUCUGAGUUGUCCGAGAACUUGAGGCGAGCCCAUGAAGCGCAACUUGCUCGGCUCCAAGAGGCGAAGGCACAGAUUGAGAAGCAGUCUGCAGAGAUUGAUGGAAGGGUGGAGGAGAUUUCCUUGUCCAAGAAAAUGUACGAGGAUCUUGAAUCUCGGUUAAUGGAGAAGGAGUCUGCUCUGAAGCAGCUAGCUCUCCUGAACGAGAGCCUCAGGGUCAGUACUAGGGAGAAGCUGAUGGAUUUGGAAGGGAGAAAUAGAGAGCUUGCCUCGGCUUUGGAUGAAGCGAACACAAAAUUGGAAGAACAGGAGAGAGAAAUAUGUUCCUACAAGGAAGAGAUUAAAGGGCUCAAUGGUCUUCUGAUCAAGUCUCAGAAGCAGUGCUCUGAUGCAGAGCUUAGAGCUCAGGCUUCUAAAGAAGUGAGACGAAGAGGAGAAAUGCUGCAGAAAUUAGAGGAGGAGAAAAUGGAUGUUGAGAAUCAACUAAAAUGGAAAAUGGAACAAUUUAUGCAUCUCGAAGAAGCACAUGGUAAACUUCAAGAUGAGUUUCGGGUGGCCAAGAAGUUGUGGGGAUUGGAGAGAUCUACUUUGGUCGACAAGAUUCAAACUUUGCAAUUGAACUUUGAUUCUCAAGCUGUAGUCAUUGAAGAUCUGAGUUCCAAGCUGAAGAUGUGCAACCAAGCAUUGGCCCAUGAGGAGAGUCGAAGGAAGCUGCUUGAAGUUCAGAUUUCUGAAUCGAAAGCAUUGUAUGACAACAUUUUCUCAGAAUACGAAGAAGCUAGAUCAACAAUUGAGGCAUUGACAGAAAAAAGAGAUGAGGAGAUCGUCUCCUUAAGGAUUUCUUUGGCUACUAAGAGUACACUCAUUAAAGAGAUAGAAUUCAAGAGUGCGCACCUCGAACAAGAAAAUCAGGAGCUGCAAACAUCUUUGAGAGAAUACCAAGAUGCUCAAGCAAUUGAAGCUGAUACUGCUUCUUCCUUGAAGACUCUAAGAAACAAAUUUCGAGCUCUGGAGCAUGCCCACAGGAGAUGUUCUGAGAAGCUGAAAGCCAAAGAAAUUGAAUGGAGGACCCACGUAGUGAAGCUAGAAAAAGAUUUGGAUGAUUGUCAUUGCCAAUUAAAUUCGAAAGAUAAGCGGCUUUUGGAUUUGCAGCUUGAGUUGGAAGACUGCCAGUCUUUAUUAAUGCAACAGAAGUUGGAUAUUGAAGAGAUAGCAACCGUUCUUUUGUUGGUUGAAUCGAAGUUUUCCAAGUCUUGCUCAGUUAUUGAGAACUUAAAACUUGAGAUGUCACAGCAUAAUGCAAUAUAUGCAGGGAAAUUUGAUGUUUUGAUGGGACAAUCGGAUAAGAACACUGCUCUUAUUCAAGCACAAGCUGAGACACAAAAAGAACAUGAUGCAUUUGAGUCAUUGCAGAGAAGGGCUAACUAUCUAGAAACUGUCGCUCAAAAGAAUGGUGUGCUGGAGAAAGAGCUGGAGGAAUGCAGAGGGAUGCUUGAAGAAUCAUACAGGAAUCUUGGUUACAUAAAAGAACAGGCUUCUAAGAAGGAAAUCCACAUCUUAGAUGACCUUCGAAGUGCAUCAGAUGAGCUGGAUAGAGCAAACUAUGCUCUUGCUGAGAAAACGACUGAACUGAGUAAAAUGCAAUGUGAACUGCAACAGAAAACUUCCAUUAUGGAGAAAAUCAAGCUUGAUUUAGAAACUGAAUUGAAUAACUACAGAGAUGAAAACAAAGCAACUAGAAAAAAUUUGGAUUUUGCAAUUGUUGCCAAGAUGGAAGCUGAAAAUAAACUCAGGCAAGUAAAGGAGGAUCUUCUUGAACUGACAAAAGAGAAAGACAAGAUAAUAGAAGAGCUCAAGCAACAUGUGGUCUUAGUUGAGGAAGAUAAUGGAAGAAUAGAGUCUAAGUUUGCCUCUCUGUUUAAAUCAGAAGUUAAGAAAUUCUCUGAAACAGAGAAGAAGUUUCUUGAAUUUGCAAAAUACAGUCAUAGGAGACUGAAAGAAACCCAGGGGCUAAUUAAUAAGCUGGAAGAAAAGUUCAUAUCAAGCGAAACUACAAUUUUGAUGACGUUCGAGCAAGAAAUAUUUAAGUAUUUACAAGUCAUGGAAGAUUAUGACAAGAGUAUCACUGGACUUCUGCAUGAUGUUCUUUCGCUUGAAGAAGAUGUUACAUGUUCUGUGGAAGCGACCACUGAUUCUCAACUCAAAGACAAGCAACUUGAGAUCCACUCACUUCUUGAUGAUUUGGAGUAUAUGGCUGCGACUUAUGUGUUAAUGGAGCAAGAGUCCAAGUUCCAAAGCAUCUUUGCUGUUGAACUGGAAAAGGAGAUUAACAUGCUGCUGUUGAACUUGAAGUCUGAAGAAAUUUCAUCAUUAAAUUCAAAGAAUUGCAUAGAACAACUUAAAGUUCAACUGUCCAUGCAAAGUUUGGAAAAUGAGAAGAAGCAUGUUCAAGUACUGGAUGAACUAAAUUUCUUGCAGAUUGAGAAAAGAACUUUGGUGGACCAAUUAGGAAAACUCAAGGACAACAUAGAGGCCCUUCAUAACAGAAAUGCAAAGCUCUUAUCAGAAAAGGAAGAGUUGAUUCAACAGAUGAUGGGGUUCAACAAUAUGAUAGGCAUGAUGUAUCAUGCAGAUGAAGAGCUGAUGAGAAACUGGGAUGAGGUCUUGCAGAAAGCUGAAGAUGAGAAUUCUGUCACAAAAUUUGAUAAGAAAUAUCCGUUCAACUCUGACAUAAUUGAUGAUAGGAAGUAUAUUUCUUUAAAGAACAGCAUACAACUGGUUUCUGGUAAAAGAUCACCUCUAAAUGAGCAUAACUGGUAGAUGUUGGAAGGAUCAGAAGGUUGCAAAUUUUACUUAGACAUAGGUCUUGUUGUAUCUCUAGUGAGCAUUUACAUGUGCUGCUUUAGUCACGGACAGUUGUUUACAUAAAUUUUUAAUCACUGACCACUUUAUUUAAAUACAUCAAUAUUACUCAGUGAUGUAAACUUCUUGCUUUUUUUUGUUUAAGCAAGUUUAAGUUAGCUUCUUA